ACAAGUUAAAACCCUGUACCAUAAAUACUCAAUAUCCAACACCAAGGUAGGAGAAAAUCUAGAAAAAACACAAAAAAAAACACCAAAGAUCUGAUCAUAUUUCUGAGAAGCUGCAUGCCAUGGCUUUCCCUUCGGGAGCCCUGAUCCUGAGCUCAUCAUUAAUGCUCAUUCUUGUUGCAUUUCCAGUUCCUGAUGUUCAUGCAAACUCAUGGAGACAUGCAGCUCCCAACGUUGCUGGUGGAGGAGGGAAUAUACGUAACAAGGCGCAGGCUUCCUCCAAGCACCAUCGCCCUAAGUUUCAGCCUAGCCCAUGGAAGGAUGCUCAUGCUACCUUCUAUGAGGGUGACUCUGGAUCAUUUGGAGGAGCAUGUGGGUAUGAGGAUGUGGUUAAAGAUGGGUAUGGGCUUGACACGGCAGCAGUGAGCUCAGUUUUGUUCCAAGAGGGCAAGAUAUGCGGGGCAUGUUUUGAGAUCAAAUGUGUAAACUCUCCUCAGUGGUGUAUUCCAGGCCAGCCGUCUAUAACUGUCACUGCAACAAACCUUUGCCCUCCUAAUUAUGCUCAAGGAAAUGAUAAUGGAGGAUGGUGCAACCCACCACGUGAGCACUUUGAUUUAGCCAAACCUGCAUAUCUCAAAAUUGCUGAAUACAAAGGUGGCAUUGUCCCAGUCCAAUAUCGCAGGGUACCAUGUGCUAGGAAAGGUGGUAUUCGAUUCACUGUUACAGGAAAUCCAUACUUCAAUCUAGUAAAAGUGUGGAAUGUUGGAGGAGCAGGGGAUAUCACACAAUUACAGGUGAAGGGUGAUAAAAAACUGAAAUGGACAGAUUUGAAGAGAAAUUGGGGUGAGAAAUGGGAGACUAAUGCCAUGUUAGUGGGAGAGUCAUUGACAUUCAGGGUCAGGGCAAGUGAUGGAAGGUACUCUACAGCAUGGAAAGUUGCCCCAAAAGAUUGGCAGUUUGGUCAGACCUUUGAAGGCAAAAACUUCCCAUAAAUUAAUGGUUCUCUCUGCACCAACAUCCACUGUUAACUACCACUUUAAUUAACCUUUGGUGUUUCUUCAUUGACAUCAUCUAGGAUUGUACUAAUAAUAUUGACAGCAGGACUUCAUCGGCCAUGUAGUAGAUUUAACCAAGACUUCAGAGGAAUGUUAUUCAUAUAUCAUUUUUUCAAAUAUAAUGUGUGGAUAGCAUUUUUCUAAGUUAGAUUCAUCAAUGUAAUGAGAGAAGGUUAAAAUGGAGCCUAUCUUUUUUUUC
Messenger RNA from Lotus japonicus, 1251 nucleotides. Its product is annotated as expansin-A9-like. The record is from RefSeq and is a predicted model, not a curated record. The transcript is spliced from 3 exons. Gene Ontology annotation, cellular component: extracellular region. Bases 120 to 989 code for a protein of 289 amino acids. Gene Ontology annotation, biological process: plant-type cell wall organization. Lineage: Eukaryota; Viridiplantae; Streptophyta; Magnoliopsida; Fabales; Fabaceae.